CUGGUGGCGACUUCCUCUCCGGACCCCCUCCCCCUCGCCAUGAAGAAGUCGAUUGGAAUAUUAAGCCCAGGAGUUGCUUUGGGGACGGCUGGAAGUGCAAUGUCUUCCAAGUUCUUCCUAAUGGCUUUGGCCAUAUUUUUCUCCUUCGCCCAGGUUGUAAUAGAAGCCAAUUCUUGGUGGUCCCUAGGUAUGAAUAACCCUGUUCAGAUGUCAGAAGUAUAUAUCAUAGGAGCGCAGCCCCUCUGCAGCCAACUGGCAGGACUUUCUCAAGGACAGAAGAAACUAUGCCACUUGUACCAGGACCACAUGCAAUACAUCGGAGAAGGCGCGAAGACAGGCAUCAAAGAAUGCCAGUAUCAAUUCCGACAUCGGCGAUGGAACUGCAGUACCGUGGAUAACACCUCCGUGUUUGGCAGGGUUAUGCAGAUAGGCAGCCGCGAGACAGCCUUCACGUACGCGGUGAGCGCCGCGGGAGUGGUCAACGCCAUGAGCCGCGCAUGCCGGGAGGGCGAGCUGUCCACCUGUGGCUGCAGCCGAGCCGCGCGUCCCAAGGACCUGCCGAGGGACUGGCUGUGGGGUGGCUGCGGGGACAACAUCGAGUAUGGAUACCGCUUCGCCAAGGAGUUCGUGGACGCGCGGGAGCGGGAACGCAUCCACGCCAAGGGCUCCUACGAGAGCGCGCGCAUCCUCAUGAACCUGCACAACAACGAGGCCGGCCGCAGGACAGUGUACAACCUGGCCGAUGUGGCCUGCAAGUGCCACGGGGUGUCCGGCUCCUGUAGCCUCAAGACGUGCUGGUUGCAGCUGGCUGACUUCCGCAAGGUGGGUGACGCCCUGAAGGAGAAGUAUGACAGCGCAGCGGCCAUGCGUCUCAACGGCCGAGGCAAGCUGGUGCAGGUCAACAGCCGCUUCAACUCUCCCACCACGCAGGACCUGGUCUACAUCGACCCCAGCCCGGACUACUGCGUGCGCAAUGAGAGCACGGGCUCGCUGGGCACACAGGGCCGCCUGUGCAACAAGACAUCUGAAGGCAUGGACGGCUGUGAACUCAUGUGCUGUGGCCGCGGCUAUGACCAGUUCAAGACGGUGCAGACGGAGCGCUGCCACUGCAAGUUCCACUGGUGCUGCUACGUCAAGUGCAAGAAGUGCACGGAGAUUGUGGACCAGUUCGUGUGCAAAUAGUGGGCGCCCCACUGCCCACCUGUCACCCAGCCCCGUCCCCAGGACCCACUUAUUUAUAGAAAGUACAGUGAUUCUGUUUUUUUUUUUUAAUAUUGUUUUAUUUCCCCCCAAGAACUGCAACCGGAACCAUUUUUUUUCUGUUCCCAUCAAGAACUCUGUGGUUUAUUAUUAAUAUUAUAAUUAUUAUUUGGCAAUAAUGGGGGUGGGAACCAAGAAAAAUAUUUAUUUUGUGGAUCUUUGAAAAGGUAAGACAAGACUUCUUUUGAUGGUAUAGGAUGAGGGGCAAAUAACAUAUACCCUGACUUAGUUGUGUGCACAUCUAGAAGUUAAAUGAAAUACAUUUUCUUUUUCUCAACAGUGGGGUCAUAUGGGACAAGUAACAUCCAGUUGGAAGGGGGUGGUCCAAAUCCAUGCCUCUGUGAUCAAAAUGAUUUGUAAAUGCUCUGGUAAAAGGUCUGGAGAAACAAACAGAAAGAAGAGAACCCACCCCUUCCCCAGGGGCUAUCAGCCUGAAACAUUAUCAAAAUGAUAAUUUAAAAUAUAAGAAUGAGAAUCUUAUAUCCCUGAAAGAAAAAAAGUAUAUCAUGUGUCUCAUGCUUCUCAAACAUUCCAUGUGCAGAUGGUCCUAUUCUAACAGCUCCUGAAACUUGGGGAGCAGGGAGGAAAGCCUCAGAAAUUAAAAAACUUAAAACUCCUAUAUUAAGACAAUGAUUUGAAGCUGUGACAGGAAUUUGGUUGUCAGAUUGGGAAAGCAUCCCCAAAUGACUCUGGGUGGUAGACCUUUUGUUUGGAGAGGGGUGGGGGAGGUUGGCUUGAAUAUAAAAGAAAAUAUACUGUAAUUUUCUUAGGGAUACUUGGUUAAUAAAUGAUAUUAAAAUAAUAAACGGAUUCCAUUCACAGACCCUACGCCCAGACAACAAGGUAAUUGCAUGCAGUUCAGCACCGCACCAGAGCAGAAAACCCAUUUGUGGGAAAAAGUGAAACCUGCCCUCCCACUUGACCCUGAGUUCUGUGUGAGUCCUCCUUGUUGCUGAGGAGGUGAGGCUGGCCACAUUUCCAAAGCGCAGCUCCACUGGGUCCCC
This is a messenger RNA of Pteronotus mesoamericanus, 2264 nucleotides long. RefSeq names its product Wnt family member 5A (gene WNT5A). Gene Ontology annotation, biological process: multicellular organism development; canonical Wnt signaling pathway; neuron differentiation. NCBI's taxonomy places the organism in Eukaryota, Metazoa, Chordata, Mammalia, Chiroptera, Mormoopidae. The transcript has 5 exons. Bases 40 to 1182 code for a protein of 380 amino acids. Gene Ontology annotation, molecular function: cytokine activity; frizzled binding. Gene Ontology annotation, cellular component: extracellular region. The record is from RefSeq and is a predicted model, not a curated record.